Molecule: messenger RNA, 1470 nt
Organism: Theobroma cacao (cacao)
Lineage: Eukaryota; Viridiplantae; Streptophyta; Magnoliopsida; Malvales; Malvaceae
Product: Leucine-rich repeat (LRR) family protein
Molecular function (GO): protein binding
Source: RefSeq, a predicted model, not a curated record
AGUAAGAAAGCAUUGAAGAGCAAUCAACCCCACCAUGUCCCCUCAUCAAUGCAGCAGCCUCAUUUGCACAACGUUACAAGCAAACUAAUCCAUCAUAGUAAGCAUCUUGGUGUCUUCAACAUAGAAAGAUGGGAAAGAGCUGGCUCCUGGCUUUUAUCCUCUGGCAGAUAAUUUCAACAGAAGCGGCCAUCACUGUGGGUGGUGGUGUUGGCAUUAAUAUUGGAAAUGGUGGAGGCGUUGGUGGUGGAGGCGUUUGGAUUGGUGGAGGAAUCAACAGCCCAACUCCAUCUGGGCCUUCAGUGUCUAAGCUCAGCACUGCUUACACUGCUCUCCAAGCAUGGAAAUCUGCAAUCACCGAUGACCCAUUGGGGAUUUUGAAGACUUGGGUUGGCUCAGAUGUGUGUUCUUAUAAAGGGGUCUUCUGUGCAGAUCCUCAAGGUGCAAUGGAUUCAGCUUCUGGACAAUUUGUUGCAGGCAUAGAUCUCAACCAUGCAAAUCUGCAGGGAACUCUAGUCAGGGAACUCUCUGCUCUUACAGAUGUUUCAAUCCUCCACCUCAACAGCAACAGGUUUUCAGGAACAGUUCCCGACACUUUCAAAGACCUUUUAUCACUUCAAGAGUUAGACCUUAGUAACAACCAUUUCUCAGGUCCUUUCCCUACAGUUACUCUAUACAUUCCAAAUCUCGUUUAUUUGGACCUUAGGUUCAACAGCUUCGCAGGACCCGUCCCUGAAGAUCUAUUCAACAAGAGACUUGAUGCAAUCUUCCUUAACAACAACCAGUUUGAGGGAGAACUUCCGCAAAAUCUGGGUAAUUCUCCAGCUUCGGUGAUAAAUUUGGCUAAUAACAAAUUCAAUGGAAACAUCCCAGCUAGUUUUGGCUUCAUGAGUUCGAAAUUGAAGGAGAUUUUGCUUCUUAAUAACCAGUUAACGGGUUGCAUUCCAGAAGGAGUUGGGCUGUUCUCGGAGAUGCAAGUCUUUGAUGUGAGCCACAAUUCACUCAUGGGUCAUUUGCCUGACACGAUAUCUUGCCUGAAUGACAUUGAGGUUCUCAAUUUGGCUCACAAUAAGCUAUCUGGGGAACUGCCUGACGUGGUUUGUUCUCUAAGGAGCCUUAUGAAUUUAACUGUUGCCUACAAUUUCUUCUCUGGGUUUAGCCAGGAAUGUUCCAAGUUGUUCUUUAGGAAUGCGGGUUUUGACUUCUCACUUAAUUGCAUUCCUGGGAGAAACAUGCAGAGACCACAACCAGAGUGCUCUGUGAUCCCUGGAGGUGGGUUGAGUUGUCUGAGAAUUCCUUCUGCACAGCCUCUAGUUUGUGGGGGAUUGCUUGGGAACUUGGAGGUUAAUCUAACCUCAUCAUCCCCAUGAUAUCUCGUUAUGAAGGAAGUUACUGGCAUUGUAUAACAGGUUGGUGAUGGUUGCCCCAUUCAUUAAUAGCAAUUUACGAUUUAGAGCUUCCAAAUUCUUUGCU